AUGCUCAGCCCUGGCCGUCGCCGACGAGCCCCGCCCGGCCUCCCGCAGGGGAUUCUGGGAGGGGGCCCCGAUCGUCCUAUAGGGGCAGGCGGCCCGGCCCCGCCCCCUGCCGCGCCGGGGCUCGCGCCAAGGAGAGGCGGCCGUUGGAGGCGCGUGCGCCGCUUGCCAGAGAAACCCGCCCCUCCCCCCUCACCUCAGUCACGCCACUUCCUGUCACGGAGCUUCUGCUCCCUCAGCCGCCAUCUUUUUGACAGUUGCUCCCGCCCCGCCGCCUCGAUCCGGCUCUUCCCAGUCUUUUUCAAGACUUUUGAAAACCCUCCACCGCCGCCACUUCGCCCCGCCGAAGCCGCCAUGGCCUCCUUUGCCAAAACGGUUCUAGUCGAGAAACUGGCGAAACUCCAAAUCUCUCAGCAAAGCAUCGUGACCCUAUCCCAGUGGGUCCUCCAGUUCCGCCAGAACGCGUGCACCAUCGUCUCCGUGUGGCUUCAGCAGUUCCGCCUGGUCAACCCGGGACGGAAGAUUAUCCUCCUGUACCUGGCGAACGAUGUUCUCCAGAACGGCCGGAAAGGGGGCCCCGAAUUUCUCAUCUUGUUCGCGACCGUCCUUCAGGAGGCCGCCCGUCUUGUUGCCGGCAGCCAUGAUGAGGAGUGCAGGGCGUGUUUUAACACGCUGCUGGACAUCUGGCAAGACAGGAAGGUUUAUAUUAGGGAGUUCAUUCAAAACCUGAGGUUGCUGUUGGAAGACUACCAGGCAUUUCCACCCAGAAUUCCCGAAGGAGAGCAGCCGCCUGAGAGGCGGACCUUUCGGAUGAUCCAAGAGUCAGAACCGAGAAGAGUUCCCGAGGGUCCCUCUCAGCCUUGCGUCCUAAAUCUGCCUUUAAUUGAGGAGACGAUAAAAGGUCUGCAGAACCUCCGUCAAUCUGCCUCAGUCAACGAUACGGAAAUGCCCGAGUUGCCUCCCGAAGACGAAGAUAUUUCCUUAGCGGAGCAAGUUAAUAGCAGAAGUGAAGCCGAGAAUCUUGCAGAAAUGAUGGAAAAAAAAUGUGUGGCCCUACUAGACUAUAACAACGUUCUUGGGCGAAACAUUGAUGAGCAGCACAACCUGGUAGAAAUGAUGUUGGUGUGCACCCAGAAUCAGUACGAGGUCUUGAUCGGGAAGGAGAAAAAAUAUGAAGAUAUUAAGAAAAAGUAUCUGCAAGCUGCCCAACUCUGCAACCAGCUGAGGAAACAUGUCACAUACUGA
Tachyglossus aculeatus (Australian echidna) is the source of this 1242-nucleotide messenger RNA. Its product is annotated as regulation of nuclear pre-mRNA domain-containing protein 1B-like. Gene Ontology annotation, molecular function: RNA polymerase II complex binding. NCBI's taxonomy places the organism in Eukaryota, Metazoa, Chordata, Mammalia, Monotremata, Tachyglossidae. The record is from RefSeq and is a predicted model, not a curated record. Gene Ontology annotation, biological process: mRNA 3'-end processing. Bases 1 to 1242 code for a protein of 413 amino acids. The transcript has a single exon. Gene Ontology annotation, cellular component: RNA polymerase II, holoenzyme.